This is a messenger RNA of Aspergillus oryzae RIB40, 798 nucleotides long. RefSeq names its product DUF3632 domain-containing protein. The record is from RefSeq and is a predicted model, not a curated record. Lineage: Eukaryota; Fungi; Ascomycota; Eurotiomycetes; Eurotiales; Aspergillaceae. The transcript is spliced from 3 exons. The coding region runs from base 1 to 798 and encodes 265 amino acids.
AUGGCCUCUCUAAAUUUGUUUUCGAGGAUCGAAUCGCCUUCAGAGCAGGAGAAACAAAUCUUUGCGAUAUUGGAUGAAUAUGCCCAACCUUCCAGCUCAACCACAGCUUCGACAGCGGCACAGAGUAUCCAUGAAUUCGCAGCUCCACUCCUGUCGGAUUCUCAAGCGGACGGUCUAGAGAACCUGCUUUGGCAAUUCUGGAAUAUCGUUAUCAAUGUCGCGAGACAGAUUCCAUGUGAUAGCCCGUCGCAGGAGCGGUUGGUGGAACUUGUGAAGGCGUUGACCGAGAUACCACCUACGACGAUACAGAUUUGGGGCAAUGAUACCAAGCUCUGGGUGGACCUACCACUUCUGGGGCCUGAGAUGAGAGAAGCUUGGAACCUCAAUCCAACAGGCAACGAAGCCGAAGAGAAAAUCAAAGAAUGGAUCAACCUUAAUUCUUUCGUCGCACGUCUACUCAGCAUCAGCCUUGCACCAUGGACCGUUCUCGGCGUAUGGGCUCUCCGCGAUGCUCUCGAGGAAGAAUCGUCGGGGAGGAAGGUGGAAUGCGACAUUGCUGUGGCUAAGGAAUGGCUCCAACAUGGUGGGCCUGUUUUGCGACAGCAGACUCUGGCUGCAGAGAACAAGGAAGAGCGGAUUAUGGCUGGUGGAACAUUGUACCAGGGACCAGCCAAGCUGUGCCCUGAACGAUGGAACUUCUGGAAGGAGCGUCUGAGUCAGAUCAGCGAUCAGGGGGGUGACGUUGGAAAGGUUGCGAGUACAACGAAGACGGCGAUGGAUCAGCUGGAAGAUAAUUAA